This is a messenger RNA of Pochonia chlamydosporia 170, 1359 nucleotides long. RefSeq names its product dual specificity phosphatase. Gene Ontology annotation, molecular function: protein tyrosine/serine/threonine phosphatase activity. NCBI's taxonomy places the organism in Eukaryota, Fungi, Ascomycota, Sordariomycetes, Hypocreales, Clavicipitaceae. The transcript has 2 exons. Gene Ontology annotation, cellular component: nucleus. Gene Ontology annotation, biological process: protein dephosphorylation. The record is from RefSeq and is a predicted model, not a curated record. The coding region runs from base 1 to 1359 and encodes 452 amino acids.
AUGGCGCUCAGUCCGAUAGAAGGCCAAGAUGGUCUCUACGUGGGCGGAAUCUGGGCACUCCGCCGCUCAGAUACACUCUCAGAAAAGGGCAUAACCCAUGUGUUAUCAGUCGUGGGCUUCAGUCCAGAUAGCCUGAAAAAUUUCAAGGAUGAGCCGUGGUCCGAGUACGGCAAACAGUUUCACCACUUGCUCAUCGAUAUAGACGAUGUAGAUGAGUCAAAUCUGCUCGCGGAGUUGCCGAGAGCAGUGAAAUUCAUCGACCAAGGGUUGAGGGGCUCACGGAACCAGACAUCCACUCCAGUAAAGGCUGGGAGCCAAGAUGGCACGGUCCGAGAUGGGAGCGAGGAGAGCGGAAUUGUGGAGGAAGGACUGGAGAGAAUGAAAAUAUCCAGUGCCGACACCACCCCAAUCGCAGGCACAAGGACAGGCAAAGGGACAGAUGCAGUGUCACAACCAGGCGGCGUCUUUGUCCAUUGCGCAGCGGGCAAGUCUCGCUCCGUGUCGAUAGUGAUAGCGUAUCUGCUCUGGCGGUAUCCGAACCGGUUUGAUGCCAACCUGGUACCCGCCUCAGCAUACACCAACAACAAUAUCAGCAGCAAGAAGAACUCGGCUGCUUCAGCGGCGCAUUCAUCUACCCAAACGGGGACAGGUGGAAACAGAUCGCGCAAGGAUACGGCAGAAGAAGCUGUUGAGUUAGCGCUGGGGCUGAUCCGACGAACGCGACCGAUGGCAGAGCCCAACGAUGGCUUCAUGCACCAGCUAGCACUCUGGUGGGAGAUGGGCUGUCCGGACGAUGUGGAGACACAUCCUCUGUAUCAGCGGUGGGCGUAUAAGCGCGAGGUUGAAGAGCAUGUUGCCGUUGGGCAGGCCCCCAGCCGACUGCGAUUCGAGGAUGAAGAGCCUUCAGCUGCUCCCGCAGCAGGAGGAGAUUCACAGACAGAGCUCACGCUACGGUGCAAAAAGUGCAGAAGGAUGCUUGCUACCGCGCCAUUCAUCAACGAACAUGUCGCUUCUACUGCAUCCAAGACAUUUGACCCUCGACAGCCAUGUCCUCACUACUUUAUCGAGCCACUAAGCUGGAUGCGUAGUGAGCUUGAAAAGGGCGAACUCAAUGGCCGACUGAGCUGCCCUAACGAGAGGUGCGGUGCUGCCGUCGGACGCUACGAUUGGAAGGGCAUCCGGUGUGCCUGUGGCGGAUGGGUCAUUCCGGGGCUGUCGUUGCAAAGAGCGAGGGUAGACGAGGAAGUGAGGAGGAAACCUCGGGCCAUGGGCCAAGGUCAAGGCCCAGGGUUGAGUGAAGUCGCGAGGAAUAUGGGCAUUCGGAUGCCUCCCGGUGGAGGAAGGGGAGGGAAUUUGUAG